This is a messenger RNA of Camellia sinensis, 1030 nucleotides long. The record is from RefSeq and is a predicted model, not a curated record. NCBI's taxonomy places the organism in Eukaryota, Viridiplantae, Streptophyta, Magnoliopsida, Ericales, Theaceae.
GCGAAUAAUUGUUUUUGACAUUUAAGCUUCAUUUCUGAAAGGGUGUUUGUGCCAAGCUUUCUUCUGUUGGGUAUUUAAUCUUUUGAUAGUUAAGCAUCAAUGUCUUAAUUAUCUUCAAUAGGCGGUUGAUGUGCCUUUGAGUUUUUAGCAGCAUGGAGGCCAAAACAUGUUUGGGAAUGGGCUUCCAUGUUCUGUUUUUUAGUGAUAAUUUGUUGUUGCAGAAAUCUUUGAUGACUUAAACAUGAGCUAUUAUCUUGAUGAGUAGCAUUAGCUUAGGUUUAUAUUGGGCCAUUCUAAUCCUUCUGAAGUUUUUUUAAGGUAUAAUGUUUGUAAAUUGUGGUCUUUGAACUCUGAGCCGUUGGAUGCAGAAUGAAUCAGUUCUUUGGUCUUGAUAUUUAAGGUUUGUAUUGAGAGACCUGGUAGAUACAAAAUGUCAAAUGGUGGAAACACACAUUGGUGUCAUCAAUGCAGGCAUCCAGUUCGGCUUCGAGGUCAUAACUUGGUUUGCCCAUAUUGCAAUGGGGGCUUUGUGCAGGAACUGAAUGAGGUGGUGGACACAGGACAACAUGAUUUCUUUGGAUUGCAUUCAGAAGAUGAUUCUGACUUUGGAUAUAUGGAGCCAUUCGUUGACCCAAGAUUUGGAAUUAUGGAUGCUUUUGCAGCUGUUAUGAGGCAGAGAAUGGCAGGAAGAAACCCAAACUUCGACGUUAGAGCAAGAUCCGGUGUAGUUCCUGAAAACAGCACACCUUUUGGUUCCAGCCCGUGGUUGGUAUUUCAUGGACAAGUCCCUGUCAGGGUGACUGAUAAUGGGUUUGAUUUCUUUUUUAAUGGUGGUCCAAGAACUGGGCGGAGGCGAGCUGGUUUUGGUGAUCUUUUCACAGGACAAGAAUUGGAAGAAUUGAUUGAACAGCUUACUAUGAAUGAUAGGCAGGGUCCACCUCCAGCACCUCAUUCAUCAAUUGAGGCUAUGCCCACCAUUAGGAUCAUGCAGAGGCAUCUUAACACUGAUUCGCACUGCCAUAAAUUUUGA